AUGAUCUGUCAGCAGCCACCCUACACCAACGAAAAGAUUUACUCCUUAAUCGUGGAAGCCAUACGAGUGCACGACCUGUGGUACAGAUGGGACUUUCCCAAAAAACCUCUGAUCACGAAAGAGGGUGGUAUGAAAACCAUACUUACGCCUGAAGACGGCCUACAGAAAUUGAAAUCAUGGGGACUCCCGCCGCCACCUGUGGAACGAGAGAUCCAGAUGAGGGCGAAACUCUCACAGAUUGGACCACGGUCUCGAAAAAACAAGACCAUGCAAAGGACUCUUGAGGGCUUAAGCAAGUAUUCUGCACAUAUACACGACCGAAUAUGCUGA
Pelobates cultripes (western spadefoot toad) is the source of this 330-nucleotide messenger RNA. NCBI's taxonomy places the organism in Eukaryota, Metazoa, Chordata, Amphibia, Anura, Pelobatidae. The record is from the annotation of a GenBank genome assembly.